This is a messenger RNA of Fusarium odoratissimum NRRL 54006, 2933 nucleotides long. RefSeq lists its product as uncharacterized. Lineage: Eukaryota; Fungi; Ascomycota; Sordariomycetes; Hypocreales; Nectriaceae. Bases 1592 to 2128 code for a protein of 178 amino acids. Gene Ontology annotation, molecular function: cysteine-type peptidase activity; deNEDDylase activity. The record is from RefSeq and is a predicted model, not a curated record. Gene Ontology annotation, biological process: proteolysis. The transcript has 2 exons.
GAUUAAUGCUGAAUAUACCAAAAUCCAUUUACGAAUAUUAAUUGCCUUUUUUUUAAUAUUUAAUUUAUUCUUUGCUUGGACACCUUGCGCUUGGAUAAUAACUGCGCUUUGUUUGUUACAGCUUGAAACUCGAGUGGCAUGACAUGAUGGGUUCAGAUGAUGCGGGGCAUAUUUCUACACCAGGGUGAGUAAGACGAUUGUUUCGUUCUGUUCUGUUCUGUUUCGUUUGGCUUUGUUCUGUCCCAUUCCGUUUAUUCAGAGCCCAGUGCCUUUGUUCUGUUUCAGUCAUGAACAAUGGCAUCCAUAUCCCCAACCACUCUUCGUCACAUCGUCGUAUGACCACUCUGCAUAAGGGAGGCCCAACCUUUUUUAUCCUAAGUGAUGAAAAUGACCAGUCUCAAGAGCCCCUAAAUCUACACUAAAUUUGCCCAGAGCUUUUUGUCACUUGAUAAAGAGGUCCGUCUGCAUCAGUCAAAGCUGGCUGCCCGCAUUGCAUCUCUUACAAGCAGGGGGGGGGGGGGCCUCCAGGGCAUUGGCGCUAAAUUGCCAGUGCCGUCGUCUGCCCCGCCUCCACUGCGUCCUGGGCUGAGCCUCCUGUCCAACGCGGCAGCUGCAGACACUGCCCUUCGCUCCAGUUUUUUUUUCCUUUCUCUUUUUUUUUUUCUCCCCAGACCUCAACCUUUUUUCCCUACGUUGCACAAGGGUCAAAAUUACCUGAAAAGCCUCGGUAUAAUACCACUGCCACUAGUUCAAAAGAGCUGUUCUAUUGUGUACGGAUUCCUCUUAUUCAGAUUACCACUGUUGACCCCGCUUCUACUGCGCUUCCGCCUAUUGUCGCGUCAGUCACUUACACUGCCACUUGCUGCAUCUGUUCUUCUGCUUCAGCUCAGAUUACUUCCAUCCAUUCUGCUUCUGCAUCCUUUAACACUUUCAUCUUUUACAAACUACUACCUCUCAAUCCUCAGCGCAUUAUAACCCUUUGUGCAUCCGUCUUUUUACCAAUCGUCCUCUAACAUCCUUGCCCUCUACAGCCGUUUGCACGGUCUUCUCAACUUUCGGAGCCGCCGAUCACGACGACCAGGCAGCUCAAGCUCGGCUGACACCUCGGACUCAACCUUAACCGCCAAUUCCGACUACGAGAUCACACCCGCAGACUCGACAUCGUAUUCUCCUGAAGUCUCACCUCGUUCGUCGACCUCAUCUACAUCUACUUCAUCCUCGACAUCAAAGCAACACAAGAUGCCGUUUCGUCAGAGGAUGGCCCGCCACUUUGGCGAUUCGGUAUGUAACCCCGCAUCUCCGUACGCCUGUUUAGGUAUCGAUCCAAUGCGCCUAUCUUUGAGAUGCGCUUUUGGUGGAGUUUAGCAUGGAAUGCGACUUGUCUCGUGGCGUUGACGCUAACGCCUUGCAAUAGCUCGCUCCCGAGAAGCCCUAUCUUAGCUACUAUGAUGUCCUCUUGACAGCUGAGGAUAUCAAGGCGCUCAAGCACGACUGGUUGACAGAUAACAAUAUUGCUUUUUGGGAGGAAUAUCUGGAGCGCGAAACACUUCCCAAGUAUCCUCAAGCUCGCAUCGUCCUGCUUCGUCCUAGCAUGACAUUCCUUCUUAUGAAGGAGCCCGACCUCCGAUCAGUCCAAUCCGCCCUUCCCGAUUUCUCAAAGGUCACCCAUAUCUUCCUACCCAUCAACGACAAUCGUAAUGUGAGUGUCGCUGAGGGUGGUAGCCAUUGGUCGCUGCUCCUUGUCUCGACCCUCGAUGGUGUCGCUUUCCACUACGACUCCCUCGGUGGUGCCAACUACUCUGAGGCCAACGUUGCAACUCGCAAGCUUGCCACUAUCCUCGGACGACCUCUUCGAUUUAUCAACCUCGAGGAUUGCCCCCAGCAGGAGAACGGUAGCGACUGUGGUGUCUUUGUUUGCUUGUUGAUGCGCCACCUCCUCGUCAAGCGCCUUCUCUGCGCUAAUGCCCGCGAGAAGGUGUCGAUGAGCAUGGGUGGUAAGAUGGUCGAUAGCUAUGGUGGCCGCAAGGAGAUGAUGCGAAUCAUCGAAAACCUCCGCAAGGAGGGCGAGCGCAGGCGAUCGAGGAGCGCCAGCCCAUUUUCGAACAAGACGCCGCCGCGGAUCGAAUAGAGAACGGACUGCUACGGCUCUUGCGAAGAAUUCGAGGAACUCUUAAGGCAAAUCAAAGAAGCCCAGACGGCAAAGGCGCGUAACGUCCGACAGCCCCCGCGGUCACCACCUCGGUCACCACGCCGUUCACCUCCUCGUUCUCAAGAGGCAAAGAAGUCCCCCGUCGACCAAAACGGCAAGGGUUCAAUUGCCAAGGGUCAAUUCUCUAAACCCAAGGGUACUUCUCCCACUAGACUUGUUGAUCAACCUCCUUGGAGAGGAAUGCGAAAUCGUGUGCGCACAAACUCGAACCCAGUUCGAUCUUCCAAGGUUUCACCUCCUCUUGGUCCACGAGCAUGCAAGUCCGACCGAGUCACCAAAGAGCCCAGGAUUCCAACAAGUCCUCCAACUCCCGUCAAAGUCCGGGGUAAGAGGUCUUCCAGCAGCACCAGAACAGCUCUCCCACCUCAAAGUGUGAUCGAGACCCUAUGAUGCACUUGUUCCACCACUGUAAUGAAAUGAAUUUUACGACGGAUGCGUCACGGUCGAUCAGUUUUGUUUUUUGUCAUCUCAUUUUGUCCUUUUUAUUCACCUGUGUCUUUUUAUCUUGGCGUUGGUGGUAGCGUGGAGCAGUAAGAGGAUGUGGUUAUCAUGUAACAGAGAAAGAUGCCCAUACACGCGUUUGUUGUUUUAAUGAUACUCCCAGAUAUCAAAGUAAUACGAGUUAGCGAUGAAGGCGUUUGGUAGGAUAUGGAAAAAGACACGCGUGCAUUAGCAUAGCUUAUGAAGAAUAUUUCUACGUUUAUAAACAUGACAAGUAUUGCAU